CCAGCUGCCCCUCCUUUGCCCUCUGCUGAGAAGGCAACCCCUCCACCUGCUAGGUUUAUGAAAAGCCCCAAAUCCAGCUCUCCUGCUCCCAAACCCAAACCCAGGCCCCCCAGCCCAGAGGACACAGGAUCUUCAGAGAACACAGCCUCUUCAGAGCCCGUGGACUGGCGGGACCCCAGCCAGAUGGCACAGCUUCGGAGCGAGCUGGCAGCCUACCUCUUUGGCUCCAAGAGAGAGGACCGAGGCACCAGUCACAGGCCAGGCCCGACGGCGGCCUCCCCAGGAAAGGAGGACAGGAAGGGCCCCGGCCUGAUGGAGAAGGAGAUCCCCCCAAGUGGUCCUGAGAAGAGUCCCCGCCCAGACAGAGAGGUCACGGCCAGCCUGCCCCUGCCCCUGCCUCUGCCCCCUGCGGACUACGCCCCCCAGGACUCUCCGCUGCUCAGUGUCCAGCAGAUCCGGAGUGAGCUGGAGGCGCGGCUUUCGGCAUCUGCGGAGAAGGACCCCAAGCCCAGCAUCGGGUCUCUGCCCCCCAAGCCUCGGCUAGAAGCGGGGAGAGCCUUUGAAAACAGAGCUGCUAAUGGCCAGUGCUCCAAGCCCGCGGCCAAGAACACGCCACCACUCUCCACCACCGCCCAGCCAACCACACCGCACCAGUCCAAGGCCAUGCCUGGGCCAGCCACACCACCCAAAUCCACACCUGCUGCAGCCGCGCGUGGGCCGGCCACACCACCCACAGCCACCACCCUGCCCGCCGCGUCAUUCCCAAUGACAGAGAAGAAACUGGCCCCAGCCGAGCAGAGGAAGAAACCAGAACCCCAAGAAUUCGCAGCGCCUUCCCAGCCAGAGGCAGAAGGGCGCCCCUCGGAGGCCAGGAAGCCUCCUACACAGGGAGCCCUGUCCCCUCCAGCCCUCCCACCAAAGAUGUCCCCUGGGAGAGAAGAGGCGAGCUGCCUCUACAAACCCCAUCGCAGCCAGAACAGCCCCAGCCGCGAGGUUGCCGUGGUGAUGCCCACCAUGGCCAGAGGAGCGGCUGCGGGCCUGCAGACGAACUGA
Messenger RNA from Myotis davidii, 1053 nucleotides. RefSeq names its product chromosome unknown open reading frame, human C6orf132. The record is from RefSeq and is a predicted model, not a curated record. The transcript has 2 exons. NCBI's taxonomy places the organism in Eukaryota, Metazoa, Chordata, Mammalia, Chiroptera, Vespertilionidae. The coding region runs from base 58 to 1053 and encodes 331 amino acids.